GGAGUGUCUGUACUGCAGGACUUCAUUGGCAUUUGCAGAGAUGUGCGGCGGUUCAUCUACAGAACAAAUAAUAUAGCUUACCAACGUAUACAGCCAAGAGAAGAGCUACGGGAGGCAAGAAUGCAAAUUUGCCAUGGGCACAUCUUCUUCAAAGGUGAUAAACAAGCAGGCUCCUGCUAUAGCAGAAGAGACCGAGACGUUCCCAUCAGAUCUGACGCCCCAUGAGGACUCAAACAGAGAAGAUGCCAGCACACAGGGAAUAAGUGAUGAAGAUUCAUUUCAUUCACUUAACUGUGAGGAAGCAGAGGACACUCCAUCAAGACCAUGGCCUGGCAGCAAGGGUGGCUGUCAACAGACUGACGAUUCAAGUGUGCCCUACCCUCCUUUCAUGUCAACAGACCAUAACAGCAUUGUCACCAGAUGCAGGGAGGAUUAUGAUGUACCGAAGAAGAGAAAAAGAACAUCUGCACAUACAAUGCCCUGCCCUCCAUUGAAGUCAACAGUCGACCAUAACAGCAACCAGCCAGUGUCUCUGCAUUUGGACACUCCUGCUGGUGAAGUGAAGAACUACAUUGUCACCAGAUACAGGGAGGAUUAUGAUGUACCAAAGAAGAGAAAAAGAACAUCUGCACAUACAAAGACACAACUGGAGAGCUUAUUGAAGGAUCUGGGGUUGGAGCACCACUUCGCAGAGAAGCUGUCCCUGGGCACAGUACUUCAGAUUGAAGAGAGGACCAUUACUGAUGAACCUGCCAAGUGUAAUUCAGAUCUUCCAUGGUACUUUCUAAAGAAACUGAUGAUGGUUAAUGUGACAUCUAGAAAUGUGAAAUGUACGUCAGUAUGUGAAUCAAACUGUGAUGCUGCUUCAGGAAAUACAGAGUUAGAUCUUGAUGGUCUGUUUGAUAGUCUACAUUCCGGUGACGUGAUAAACCCCCUUGACAUAAUCACUGCUCUCUUUCUGUGUUCUGACGGUUUUGUACGACAGGAAAUGGCACUCAAAAUGUCUAUGUGUCAGUUUUCUGUGCCUCUGCUGCUUCCUAAUUGUGACACAAAGCAGUGCACACUCAUGCUUUGGGCCAUGAGAGACAUUGUUAAAAAGUACAGACCUCAGUCACUUUCAGAGUCCAAGGGUUUUAUUGAAGACAGGAUUGUUGUCUCUGAACUUCCAAUGAUAUCUUUUGUGAGACUGGGUGAGUGCUCAUUGUCUAAGUCUGAGACCCUUAAUAAGCUUCUGAGCAAUUCUCAGCAGUACCAUGACACCUUUAUUCACCAUAACAUGGAAUGUGGUGACAGUUCAAGGAGAAUAUCCAAUGGAUUGGCUGAAGUUACUUGGUACCUUCCUUGUGGAAACAAAAACAUGGAUAUUUUCAGUGAGCCUGUAGCUGUAGCUAACCUUCGUGGGGACAUUGCUUCAUUUGAAACACAAUUUUCUUUUUUGUGUCAGACAUCUGCAGCAGUGUUUGUGUUCUUUGACAAUUUGGACUCUGAGUGCGAGCUGCUUAUCAACCAACACCACAAGGCACAGAUCUUCUUAGUGGGCAACCAUCAAAGCCAGAGCUUCAGUAAAGAUGAACUAACUGAGGUAGCAACCAAGUUGGGUUUGACUAACAGCAACAUCCUUCUGAAGGCUAAGCACAUGAAUGAUGCAGACUUCAUCAAACAUCUGCGGAAAACAGUCAGCAAUGUAGUUGAGAACACAAAGAUGAAGAUGGGGAUUGAGCAGAUGGCUGACAUUGCUCAUGAAUUGGGUAUCUUGGUGGAUGAGGACUGUGCAGAGUGCCCUGCCAAGAAAAAUGCAGAUGCCAUCACUGCAGAAAUUCAAGACACCCUUAAAUACAAAGAAGCUCAGCUUCCCUUGCAGGGCCAAAUAUGGAAGGAACUGACUCUCUUAGAGAAGGAAGAAUUUCGCCUUCGAAAAGUUGGGUCUGAAAACAUAGAAAAGUACAAAAGUAAUCUUCAGGUACAGAAAAGAAAACUUCGGGUACAACAGAACUCUUGUGACAUGUCAAACGCUAUGACAUGUUUCAUCAACGCAAUAUCAAGCCCAGGGAUAGAGAGGAGAUAUUUCCUGAAAUGGAUGCGAAUGAACCUCGAUAACCUGUCUCGGGAAAAACUGUCUGGCCUCAGGGAGCUGUACAAAAAGAAAUGUGAAAAUUCUGAAAACAAAGAGGAGAUCAAAGAAAUUGACAGACAACUUUCCAACAGCUCACUGGGGACUGAACACUUCUUCCGUGAAAUGGGUCAGAUCUAUGAAGCUUCAGUUUCCCUUCCAAAGAGACACGUGUCACAUCAACAAUUACAGCAUCUGCCCAAACUAUGCGCUGAAUUGUUGCUUGAUGGAUUUCCCCUUGAGCUUGUAGAUGGAGAUGCAUCCAACAUACCUCUCAGAUGGGUGAGUGACGUUCUCUCUCAGCUCAAUGACUUGGUGUCUCCUAAGAGCAAGAUACUGGUAGUCACAGUUCUUGGAGUUCAGAGCACAGGAAAGUCCACUCUCCUCAACACCAUGUUUGGAGUGCAGUUUGCAGUCAGCAGUGGUCGAUGCACUCGAGGUGCGUUUAUGUUGCUGAUCAGAAUCAAUGAAGAUGUCAAAAAAGAACUCAACUGUGACUUCAUGGUGAUCAUUGACACUGAGGGCUUAAAGUCACCAGAGCUUGCUCAACUGGACAAUAGCCAUGAGCACGACAACGAGCUUGCAACACUUGUUGUGGGGCUGAGUGAUAUCACCAUCAUCAAUAUUGCAAUGGAGAAUUCAACAGAAAUGAAGGACAUCCUACAAAUAGUUGUGCAUGCUUUUCUCAGGAUGAAAGAGGUGGGCAAAAAGCCCAAAUGUCAGUUUGUUCACCAGAAUGUGUCAGAUGUUUCAGCCCAUGAGAACAACUUACGAGACAGGAAACUGCUCUUGCAGCAGCUAAACGAGAUGACCCAGGCAGCAGCCAAGAUGGAAAAGAAAGAGGAGAACAAGAGCUUCACUGAUGUGAUGGAGUACAGUCCCGACACUGGGAACUGGUACAUUCCUGGACUCUGGAAUGGAAACCCACCAAUGGCACCAGUCAAUGCAGGGUACAGUGAGGCCGUUUAUGAGCUCAAGAAGAACAUCAUCCAAAUUUUGGGAAGGUGUGAGUCAUCUGCUAAUAAUAUCAUGGAGUUUACCGAGUGGAUGAAAAGCCUGUGGAAUGCAGUAAAGCAUGAAAACUUCAUCUUCAGCUUCAGAAACAGCCUAGUGGCUGAUGCAUACAUGAGGCUGUGCACAGAGUUCAACAAAUGGGAAUGGGAAUUCAAAAAAGAAAUGUACACAUGGGUUACAAAAGCUGAAACAAGAAUUUCUAAUUUCGGCACAGUUGCUGUGAAAUCUGAGUUAUCUGACAUGAAAGAACUUCUCACUCUUUUGAAAAGUGAAGCUUGCACAGAGCUGACUAAAUGGGAGACAAAAAUUCUUGGAAAUUUAAAACAGUACUUUGAGCAAACAGAGGGUCAUGUGUAUCUAGUUGAAGGAUACAAAGAGGAAUUUGCAAGCAGUGCAAAGAGCCUUCGUCGAGAAAUGGAGAGCUCUGUACUUAAUCAGCUCACAGCAGCAGCUGACAUCAGACAGGGAAUGACAGAACUUGACAGAAUCAAGGAGAACCACACAAAAGAAUUAGAGGGGAGAGUGCGUCAGCUGAUUGAGGAAUGUCGGGGAAGGAAAGUCCAGAUGACAGACAAAGAGCUAGACAAAGAAUUUAAUAAGAUGUGGAAUAAAACAGUAAAGGAACUGUCUUUUUCUAAACAGACGGCCACAAAUGUCUUCACAAAUGUCUCCUUCUACCUGAGAGAAAAUCUAUCACGUAAGGGGAGUCAUGCAUGUGAAUUAUUAAGUCAAAAAAGGCUGCAAGAUUGUGGACUGAUUCCUUUCAAAUAUACAGUGGAAGGAAAUUGGAACCAUUUUAAAAACAAACUCAGCAAGCUCUUCAUUAAAGAUCAUGUAAUGGCUUCACAGAACAUGGCUGACAGCAUCAUAGAUGCUUGCACACAGUUUGUGACAGAAAAAAUGGAAAUGAAAAACAAUUACCAUGACACUUACAUCCAGGAGAUCCUACACAUGAUUGAUGAGCGGCUGCAGAACAGUCAGAAUGUUAAGAUAGACACUGAGUUUGAAGUUUCUCUGAAACAGCACAUCUGUGGAGUUGCAGCCAGACAGUUUCAGAAAAUGCAUGAAGAUUUCAUACGUGCUAAUGAUCCUUACAGAUGUCUGAAUCAAAACAAAGAAAAGUUUCGUGCUGAUUUCAAAGAUGUGUUUCAUGAACGAGACCAGUGCCAGAAGAAGGCAGAAGAAUUCACAAGCCGCUGCUUGAGGCCUGCAGUCAAAGACUUUGUCAACCGUUCAUUGGGUCCUGAUAUUAUUGGUGAAAUGCUGACAAGGUUCCAGUUCAGCACACGAAUGUUCUUCCAGUAUUCAGUUUUACUGGAUUUGCUCUCAAAGGAUGACUUUGAAAACUAUAAGAGCUACAUUUGCUCAUAUGAGGUUUAUGUAAAGAAAUGGACACUCAAACAAAUAGAGGAACACUUUUCAAAGGGUGAUAGAGUUUUUGAGUUUGAGGAUCGACAUGUUCUGUCAAGUAUCAGCAGCAUAAACGAUGCUAUCAACAAAGCUAAAACAAAAAAGAGUGGUAAAGUGAAGACAUUUGUUGAAGAUGUCUGCCAAGAACUUGGUGAUAAACUGGUCAUUUCCCAGGAUGCUCUUGGUGCUUUCAUGAUCCUGAACAAUGCAGACCAGGAACAGUUUGCUCACUGGCUCACUGAGUGUGUGAAGGACAUGGCACAGGCUCUUAGAGAGAAGUUUAAAACAGAAAAAAUCCAAAUGAAACUGAAAAAUCUUCAUGUGAAGCCCCAGAACGAGCUUUUCACCCAGGUGAUUGGAUGUGGGCAACAGUGUCCAUUCUGCAAAGCUCCUUGUGACGCAGGAGCAAGUAAACAUGGAGAGCACUUUGCUAAACUACAUCGGCCAGAGGGUCUGGGUAGAUUCAGGUGGGAUGGGACAGAAAAACUUGUCACUGACAUAUGCUCGUCCUUGGUGAACAGUGAGGCACGUUUUCGCUGUGAUGCUACAAAAGGUGAAUGGCACCCUUACAAGAACUACAGAGAAAUUUUCCCUGACUGGAUAAUCCAGUCAGAUGUAAGCUUAGAGGCGUCAGACUACUGGAAAUAUGUACUGGCAAAGUUCAACAAGGAGUUUGCUAAAGCAUAUAAUGCAGAGCCUGCUGAUAUUCCUGAAACUUGGAAAACAAUCACACAUAAACAAGCAGAAGCGAGCCUCAAAGAGUCGUUUAACAUCAAGUGAGAGAAGACAUGCUUUGUGGUUACAGAGGUGCACAUGUUCCUCAUUACAUUCAUCCUCUCAUGGAUAUUUUGAUCUCACAUGCUUUAUAUAAUGAAGAAAAUCACAAGUAGGAACAUGCCAUGUAUAAGAUGACAUGGUUGAAGAUAUUAUUAUUAACUGCGGCUUACAAAAUAGAAAAUAUUAGAAAAUCACUCCAAUUAGUCCUCCCCUUAACCUGAGAUCACUUUAACAUGUUUAAUAAAAAUAUCAUAUAUAAUUUUGUGUGACAGAUGAAGUCAUCAUAUUGCCACUGAGAAUAUGUAUAUAUAAUAUUAAUAUUAUAUAUGUAUAAUCUUAAUCAAAGCAGCAAAGUGACUUUUUUUCUUUUAUCAAACAUGAUCUGAUAUGUAAUCUUUUAUUGAUUGUUUUUGUGAAGUAUCUGAUGUCACAUAUUUUUACACAUUUAAUUUUAAUAGGAUAGGCGAUUGUUUGCUUGGAAUUCACAAUCUGUUUUUAUUUCUGUGAAGUAUCUGAUGCAAAAUAUUGACUGAAAUGUAUUAUAAGAUCAUUCAAUCUGAAUGUAAACAUGUAGGCUACACAUGAGCGACACAUUUUUAUUCCUAUCUAAUUGAGUAUAAUAUGUGAUUUUCUUAAGUCAGAACAAAUCUUUGUUUAUUUCGCAAUUAAGAAUCUGGUGCCAACUUUUUACCGUUUAUAAAGGAUCGUUCAUUAAAUAUGUGGUGUUGUCAACAUGUACACAUUACUUCUUUGUGUUAACUGAUUCAAUAAAUAGACAAAAUCAGCA
Messenger RNA from Micropterus salmoides (largemouth bass), 6098 nucleotides. RefSeq names its product interferon-induced very large GTPase 1-like. The record is from RefSeq and is a predicted model, not a curated record. Gene Ontology annotation, molecular function: GTP binding. Lineage: Eukaryota; Metazoa; Chordata; Actinopteri; Centrarchiformes; Centrarchidae.